AUCUGAGGUCAAUCUAUGUCAUGCCUAAUUUACCGACCAAAACAAAGAAAAAAAUUCCUUAGGUGAAACAUACAGAAAAUGACGUAUAUUUCGUCUGACAGUUCUUUGAACCAAUCAGUGCUCUGACCUUUAUGAUUACUGCAUGCGGUGAGUCCCUUUGAUGUGACAGAUGAUUAAACUUAAAAUAAAUUCCAAUGCAAACAGGGAGGAUAGAAAUCAGACAGAUCAAUUUAAAUUGAGUAUAUGGACUUGGAGCAACUUGUUUUUAAAAAAUGAAAUAAAUUUGAAAGCGACAUCAAAGCAGAAGUUUAAAGGAAAUGAAGAGUUAUUAUGGGCCCUGGAGUGUAUAGAGGAGACUUCACUAAGGACAGGUCUUUCCCCAGACCAUAUCAAAACCCUCAUAGAUGUUGCUGCAUCUGGUAUUCAAGUAGAGACAGUGUGUAAGAGGCUUAUUAAAGCACUGAUACCUAACUCUGUGGUCCCUGAAAAGGCAGCCAUUAGUGUCAUCUCCUGGUUGUGUACACGAAAGCCUUCAAUCAAUAUACAGUGUCUACUGUUAAGAUGGCUGCUUGUGAUCUUUGAGUAUAUAGAUACGAGGGAUAAUCUACAUGCCAUGUAUGGUGUUUUGUUCCAUUUCUUACAUUAUAGAAUACUAACACCAUAUAUCUGCCACUUACUGUACCUGUUGACAAGGAAGGAAGAUGUUAAACUGUUCAGAGUUAGGUUCCUUAUACAAUAUCAAAAGGAUAUGGGACCUCAAGCAUUUCUGACUGGCCUCUUGUCAAUAUAUCGACACUAUUAUCCCAGCUUGGUGCAUGUUGUUAACACACGUUCUUACAAGUCAUUUUUCCCAUCAUAUGACAGAAAAUGGAGUGCAACAGUACGCCAAGUUCGGGAACAAAAUGGACUGCCUCCAAACGUGGAUGUCAGCUGGGAGAAAGCUUUGCUAGAGAGACUGCAUCCAACAGGGCAAGCUUUAGAUCUAAUGCCUUCAAGAAAAAGAAGGAAAGUUGACCCUAUACCAGUCAUACAUUCCCUGACAUCUAAGACAAGCUACAAGAAAGAUACACUAGCUCAUUCACUAGGGAUACGUACUGUACCAUUUAUACUGAUACACUCAUUUAAAGAUGUCCUUGAUAACCUUGAUUCUAUAGAGUUUCCUAGUCAAAUUGGUGCCGUAUUGAGGUCAGACACAUUAAAGCAUGUGAUGUCAUAUACGAAGGACCACAUAGCUGAGGCAAGGUUUCAGUUCUGGGUUGCUGAAACUUUGCAAGAAGAAUUGGUUGAUACAUUAAAACAGAAGAACAAGGAAAGAGUGACAACUCUGCUACAACUAUUAAAAUCAUUCUCAGACUUUCUACAGGAGGGUAUCCCAGCUGUAGAUAUUGUGAUGUCAGAAUACCUUCAGUCAUGGAGUGGUCAACAUUAUACAAAAUUCAUUCUAAAACUUGUCUCAAGAUUUCGUCUCUACUCUUUCUCAUCAAUGAAUAGAGCAGUACUAGAACCACUGAGAAAACUCUUCUUUACAUCAUCUAUCUAUUUUAAGUGUAAAGUGAUCAUGUGUUUAACAGAGUUAUUAAGGAAUCAUGCAGCUAAUGAAUGGCCGCGAAGUCUUGAAGUUAGUGAUACAGAUUCCUCGUUAUGUCUAUUUAGCUAUGAUGGUGAAGAAUUUUCAAGUGUAGAUACAAUAAAGAACUUUAUACAUUUUGUGAGCAAGAUGAUACUUGCUGCCUGUGUGUCAGAGACUCAAACCGCAUUGUUUGAACUUUGUGCACUCGAUUUUCUGGAACUGGCAUCAAAUUUACAUAAGGAGUAUCAGGUACCAUUUGUAGUAUUGGUAGAGCCUAGAUUGUUUGAGAGAUUACUGAUUAGUCACCAUCCAUUGACGGUAUCUAGAGUGUGUCAUGUCAUCUGCAGGUACAAGGAGAAUUUUAACAUGCUGAAAGCCGGGCACAAGUCGGGAGGGGUGGAAGUUAUACAUGGUAAAGAAGAGAGCCGAAUGAUUCGCGUGUGUAACCAGUUAAUUGUUGAUUUCUGUAAUACACUGUGGAGAUACAAGGCGUUUACUUCUACAGAUAAGAAUUCCAUAUUUUGCUGGAAUCGUGAUGAUGUAGACAAGGAGAAUGUAGAUACAGAAUGUAGUGUAGAGGAAAGUCUCUCAUUGUUUAUGCACCCUGCACUGUUACCCUACACCAUCAAAUAUGUACAAAAGACACAUUUGGAGCCUAAAUUGAAUUUUGCAGACUUAAAGAAUAUGAAAAGAGAUUACCUUAAUCACCUAGAUCGCAACCAUUUCACUGGUCUUUCACAGUUCAUUGCUGCAUUUAUACGUAGCAAGUCAGCGUCCCUGACCAACACACAGGUGAUGGGAAUAACUCAGACAAUGUCUCAAACGUUACAAACGCCCUCCAAACACGAGAGAUCAGCUUUUGGAUUUUGAUGACUGUCGUGUUAAUUGAUGAAGAAAUAGUCUGUGAAGGCUGGUUAUAAUAAUGACAAACUUAAGUGAUAUUGUAGCACUUGUGUUGAUGCAUUCUGACUUACCUUGAAGUAUAUCUUGCUGCUCAAAAUGCUGUAUCCUUUAUCAAGCUUACAGAACCUGCAUUUAACAAUGGACACUUUUCAAAGCAGGGCAAAUCCAUGGCACAAAGUCAGUGGUGAAAGAUUUCAGGCAACAGACAUGAAACAUGUUGCAGACAUGUAAAGAUUGAUUAAUCAAAUGCUCAUAAAUUUGGAGUAUUGUGAUUGUUGUGGUGAGAAGAAGAAAAAAAACUGAAAAAAAGAUAAUCAUUGAUAUAUAGGAUUAAUAA
Messenger RNA from Ruditapes philippinarum (Manila clam), 2810 nucleotides. Its product is annotated as centromere protein I-like. The record is from RefSeq and is a predicted model, not a curated record. Lineage: Eukaryota; Metazoa; Mollusca; Bivalvia; Venerida; Veneridae. Gene Ontology annotation, cellular component: kinetochore. Bases 170 to 2440 code for a protein of 756 amino acids. The transcript is spliced from 19 exons.